UAUAUACAUUUUAUUAUGUUAAGAGUGAACUUGUUGAUAAAUAUUCCCACUGUGCAGGGUAAAUGCGUCAGGCUGUGCGCCAUCUUCGUGGUGUCGGGGUUGCUGUGUGUGACGUCCCUGGGUUGGGUCUUCACCCGCUCCUCCACCACCGCCCACCUGCUCGAGAUGAUGAUGAUGGUGCUGACGGUGCUUCUGGUGUGCUGCGUGGUGGAGACCUGCUGUAAGCCCCUCGACGAUGUCCCUCAGAGCAGAGCCUCCGUCGGCAGCAGGGGGUCGCACUCCUACACAAGAGACCCGCUGGUAUACGCUGAGUCUCCCCCGUCGUAUGAAGAGGUUCUGGCUGCAGAAGCCCUGGAGCCUCCCUCCAGUACCUCACAGGAGGACCAGGCUGCUGGCAAGACUAUACCCGGCACUUUGCAACACUCGCCGACGCCUAAACCUUUCGUCCUGCAGGAUACUGCUGUCUCUGGUUCCUACCAACACAGUUCCGUCCCGCGGAGAUAUUCUCCUUUCAUCCCAGAGUCAACGUAUUCAUACAGUGUAUCUAGUGAGAUCCAGUUGUCAGUGGACGAGCUGCCUAGCUACGAGGAAGCUGUGACUGUGUUGCAGUCUGGGGCCAGCGCUCAACAUCAAGUCAACACCAACCACGACAUGAAUUUGAUGUUUAUAUAGCGGUUGCUUCUAUAAUAUAGCUUUUUUAAAAUGACUGCUUUAGUGAAAUCAAUCGUGUCUUGAAUGUGACACGAAUAUCACUUUUGUGAUAACUGUGAUGUAUAACGUUUGUGAUAAUGUGAUUGAAUAAUGACACUAUAGCUUGAUUCAAUCAAUCAUCAGAAUAUAUUCAUGACAAUCAUGAAAAUAGCUUCGGAAACUAUAUUAUACUCAUAAGCGGAAAAAGAGAGACCCACCCUAAAUAUACAGAAUGACGACUUUCCUACUUUGUCUACACUCAGAUCCAGAUCUCACCAAACAGCACCAGAUAAUGACGACGUGAAAAAAAAUUGAAUACAAUUCCCCAAGGCUAUGACGGGGCGCGAACCCCGACCCUAGCUCUACAGAGUUCUCCUUGCCCACUGCCUUACCCAAUGAUUAAUUGGUCCCUUUCCCUCAUCCACCUAUUCCUUACCCUAUGUUUGAUUGCCUCUUUAUUCCUUCGACCCUUCACCUCACCUCACCUCACACAACUUCAUCUUUCCCACAUGUUCAUUUAAGCCAAAAAUUCCACCUUGUGUAUUCAUUCUAUACCUGAAGAUGUUCCAGAGUGGAACGAAACGUUCUAAAAAAUAAAUCCUUCAAUAA
Procambarus clarkii (red swamp crayfish) is the source of this 1299-nucleotide messenger RNA. RefSeq lists its product as uncharacterized. Lineage: Eukaryota; Metazoa; Arthropoda; Malacostraca; Decapoda; Cambaridae. The record is from RefSeq and is a predicted model, not a curated record.